Aspergillus nomiae NRRL 13137 is the source of this 1437-nucleotide messenger RNA. Its product is annotated as NADH:flavin oxidoreductase/NADH oxidase. The transcript has 3 exons. The coding region runs from base 1 to 1437 and encodes 478 amino acids. Gene Ontology annotation, cellular component: intracellular anatomical structure. The record is from RefSeq and is a predicted model, not a curated record. NCBI's taxonomy places the organism in Eukaryota, Fungi, Ascomycota, Eurotiomycetes, Eurotiales, Aspergillaceae. Gene Ontology annotation, molecular function: FMN binding; NADP binding; NADPH dehydrogenase activity.
AUGACUGAACCACGGGGCAUGUCUACUUUCACUGCAGAGACCAUCGCUAAGACUCGCGAUAUCGGUUAUGGUGUCUUGGCGAUAAGUCGAGAUGCCAUCUCGACCACUUCUCCAUUCUCGAUCGUAACGGUACCCUCAUCCAUCAAACCUUUCUUCGUUGAGUCGAAUAUCAUGACCUCACGAGAACUUCCGGAUAUUGUAAACAAAGCUGCGCCCAGCAUAUCCUACUUCACACCCGCCCAAGAACCUCCCGCGGGAACAGCAGCCGACCCGCAGUCAGAUGGGACGGCCCCUCCGAAGCUGUUCCAAUCCCUCUCUGUGCGGGGUCUGACUUUUCAUAAUCGCAUCGGACUUUCGCCGUUGUGUCAGUACUCCGGUGACGAUGGCCAUAUGACAGACUGGCAUAUGGCCCAUCUCGGGGGAAUUGCCCAGCGUGGACCCGGGUUUCUCAUGGUUGAGGCAACUGCAGUUGAACCCGAAGGUCGUAUCACCCCCGAGGAUCUGGGUUUAUGGAAAGAUUCGCAGAUCGAACCUUUGAGUCGCAUCAUUGAGUUCGUUCACAGCCAAAGCCAGCUGAUCGGGGUUCAAAUCGCCCACGCCGGCCGCAAGGCAAGCACAGUUGCCCCAUGGCUAUCCAUGAAUGACACUGCCUCCAAAAAAGUAGGCGGCUGGCCAGAUCAUGUUAAAGGCCCUACUGAUGCUCCUUUCAAUGAUCGGAACCCCACGCCCAAGGAGAUGACAAAGCAGGAUAUCGAAGACUUGAAGGUCGCAUGGGUGAGCGCAGUCAAACGAGCUGUCAAGGCGGGCGCGGACUUUGUCGAAAUCCAUAACGCCCAUGGGUAUCUACUCAUGUCAUUCCUUUCCCCUGCCGUGAACAGGAGAACGGAUGAGUAUGGUGGAAGUUUUGAAAAUCGCAUUCGCCUCAGUAUGGAAAUUGCUAAGCUGACCAGAGAGGCGGUUCCCGAGGAUAAGCCUGUGUUUCUGCGCGUAUCCGCAACCGACUGGUUAGAAGAGUCGAGGCCGUCAGAGCCCAGCUGGAAAGUAGAGGACACCGCCAAGUUUGCCCAAGUACUCGCCGAGAGCGGUUACAUUGACUUGAUUGACAUCAGCAGCGGUGGCACCCAUCAGGCGCAACAUAUCCAUGCGAAACCAGGCUUCCAAGCUCCUUUCGCCAUCGCCGUCAAACGGGCGGUUGGGGAUAAGUUGAAGGUAGGGGCAGUGGGCAUGAUUGACUCGGCCCAGCUGGCCAACUCCUUGUUGGAGAAGGAGGGUCUGGAUUUUGUCAUGGUCGGACGUGGUUUCCAAAAGAAUCCGGGGUUAGUUUGGGCUUGGGCUGAUGAUCUGAAUGUGGAGAUCUCAAUGGCUAAUCAGAUUCGAUGGGGGUUCUCUCGCCGCGGCGCUGGACCAUUCCUGAGGAAGAGACAGGCAAAGAUCUAG